AUGACAAUGAUGGAGCCGGAUAUCCUCUAUUCUCGUUUGUCGAUGAAAGCAUUUAAAACAUUUUUUUAUUUCUUAGGUAAAGGCUUGAGGUGUGAGCGUUAGAGCUUCCAUUUUUACGAACUUUUACCUUCAACCGUUUCCUGUGUGUUACCAUUAUUUUCCUUUGGAAAUCCUAUCAUAUCUGCAAUGUAUUACAUACGCAGAGAGUAGCAGGAGUUCAAGGAUAAUUGAACAUGAUACAAACACGAUGUGUACUGACAUCAGUAGGAGUGGAUAGACAAAACAAAAUAUUCCUUUUGUUAGAUCAGAACACAUGCUACCCUCGAAACGGAACUGCAUGUCCUCUUCCAGCCUUUAUCUCUCUACUGGAUUACUAUGAAAGUGAAACCAGUGAACCUGAGACUGUAACCCCAGAGGAGGAAGCAGGAAACCACAAGUUUCUGGACUGCAUGCUUCGAAUGCCCACCAUGAAGGUAUCAGUUAAAACAUAUGGUGAAUAGGUUGGCAACAAGAAUACUGUAUAUUUAUUUACUCUGGUGAGUAGGAACAUAAGUCAAAUCACAGAUACAUGCGGAAAAAGUUAAAACCAUUUUAAUGUCACAUCAAUUCACAGGGAGAACCAUGGCCAAGUUGGGACCUUACAAGCUAAAGUGAGUCAAUCAACACCCCAUGAUUGAAAUUGUCUCCAUAUGUUUCUAUCAUUUUUAGAUUGCACAUAAGUACCUAGUAGAGAAACAGCUCUCCCCAGAGGUUAUUACCGGAAUUCAAGGAGCAGCUCUACCGUAUCUGGUUUGAGCUGUAUGCCAGACGAGAAGCUAGUAAGUGGGUAAAACUAUCCUCUUAUGUAACUGUUACUUUUCAGAGGUCAAAAUAGUUCUUAAUUAGGCUGCUAAAUGUUUUAUCUUCCCUGGUUAGGGUUAUGUUUGUUCAAUGUGAAAUCCAUUCACAAUUAAAGAAGGCUGUAUUGUCACCUCAGUCUCUCAUUUAUUUUGUCUUGAUGCCAGUCUUUUCAAAUGGCAUACAGUUUGGACUUACAUCUCGAGACUUGGACUGACUCAAGGCUGACUCAAGACACAUAUCUGAUGAAUUGAAACUUGACUUGGCAGGAAAGAAAAUAACUUGAGACUUGACCUGGAGCCUUGAGCCUCGAGACUCGGGACUCGUCUUGAGAUUGAUGUCUCGAAGUGCUUGUUCUGGACUGUUUCUGUACCGCUUUGUCCGAAUUUGAUAGCUUAUCUUACUAUAUGACACAAUGAAAAUGGCCGGCUGCUGUUUCAAUGACUAGACAAAAUAUACUUCUAUAGUCAUCAUUACAUCUAGGGAAAAUAUGACCAAUGACUCGAGCUUGAGACUUUGAAAAAAAAACUUGUGACUCCACAUGACUUGAGAUUACAAUGCACGACCAUGACUUGAGAUUACAAUGCACGACCAUGACUUGAGAUUACAAUGCACGACCAUGACUUGAGAUUACAAUGCACGACCAUGACUUGAGAUUACAAUGCACGACCAUGACUUGACUUGCCCUUAGCUUUUGUGUAUUCCCAGGAGGAGAGUAGUCUAUCAUUUUCAGUAUUAUUUUCACUUAAGCUGUAUGUUAAACCGCAGAUUGUGCUGUAAUGUCAUCGUGUGCAUCACCAAGCAAGUUUUUAUUUUAUUUUAUCAGGAUCUCCAUUAGCUGACGCCAAUGGCGACAGCGAAUCUAAGUGGUGGAUGCGCUUCUAUUACCCUUCAAUAUCAUCCCUUCAGGAAGAGGGUGUAAAACCAGUGGUGUUCUAUGUUCUAUGUUCCAGCCUCAUAAUGUUCUCCCAUGUUCCUCCAGGCCAGACUCCUCAGGGUUUGAGCAUGUCUUUGUCGGAGAGGCCAGAGGGGGCCGCACAGUCAUCGGCUUUCACAACUGGAUCCAGUUGUAUUUGCAAGAGAAGCUGGGAAACAUUGAUUACAAAGGCUACAGUGUGAAUGCAAAUUCUCCCCGGGUUAGAUUAAAAUACUGACAAGAUGAAUGUAUGUUUUGAUUAUCAUGUUGAAUCCGAUGUGUGACUUUGAUGAGUUGACAGUUGACAAUUCCAGAGCAUUCUUUAGAAAUGACGUGAGAUAUACACCGAGUAUACCAAACAUUAGGAACACAUGUUGAGCGUUGCAGUUCUUGACACAAACCGGUGCGCCUGGCACCUACUACCAUACCCCAUUCAAAUGCAUUUAAAUAAUUUGUCUUGCCCAUUCACCCUCUGAAUGGCACACAUACACAACCCGUGUCUCAAUUGUCUCAAGGCCUAAAAAUCCUUCUUUAACCUGUCUCCUCCCCUUCAUCUACGCUGAUUGAAGGGGAUUUAACAAGUGACAUCAAUAAGGGAUCAUGGCUUUCACCUGGUCAUUCUGUCAUGGAAAGAGCAGGUGCUCUUAAUGGUUUGUAUACUCAGUGUAUAUGUCAAACAUACUGAAUGACUCUGUCUCGUGGAUGUAUGUCUUCAUUGUUGUCUCUCUCUUCUCCCUUUUAUGUGAAAACCAGUCUGAUGAGAACAAGCACAUCCUGGCGCUACAGUUCAGUUGGAAGAAUGGAAUAAAACCCAAAGGCAGCAUCUUCGUUGGCAUCAGUCCUGAAUUUGAGUUUGCCCCUUUAUACCCUAAGUUUCCUGGUCUCACCCAAUGAGCGUGUCAAAGUGUUCUUCAGUAUCUAUGAGGUAAACAUCGUCUGUCACCACUAUAACCAGAAGCGUAUCGGCACAACCUACCCUGUUCUUGUGAAGUACCAAAACGAAGAAGAAAACUAA
Molecule: messenger RNA, 2768 nt
Organism: Coregonus sp. 'balchen'
Lineage: Eukaryota; Metazoa; Chordata; Actinopteri; Salmoniformes; Salmonidae
Source: the annotation of a GenBank genome assembly